CCUGCGCGCCGUGGAGUAGGGCCGGCUCCUGGCAUGGCCGACCUCGAGCCGGAGCCGGAGCAGAUCCGCCUCAAGUGCAUCCGUAAGGAAGGCUUCUUCACGGUGCCCCCGGAGCACAGGUUGGGACGAUGUCGGAGUGUGAAAGAGUUCGAGAAGCUAAAUCGCAUUGGAGAAGGCACUUACGGCAUUGUGUAUCGUGCCCGGGACACCCAGACAGAUGAAGUUGUUGCUCUGAAGAAGGUACGAAUGGACAAGGAGAAAGACGGGAUCCCCAUUAGCAGCCUGCGCGAGAUCACCCUGCUCCUGCGCCUACGCCACCCCAACAUCGUGGAGCUGAAGGAGGUGGUUGUGGGGAACCACCUGGAGAGCAUCUUCCUUGUGAUGGGUUACUGUGAGCAGGACCUGGCCAGCCUCCUAGAGAACAUGCCCACACCCUUCUCAGAGGCUCAGGUCAAGUGCAUCACUCUGCAGGUGCUUAGAGGCCUCCAGUACUUGCACACAAACUUCGUCAUCCACAGGGACCUGAAGGUCUCCAACCUGCUCAUGACAGACAAGGGCUGUGUGAAGACAGCGGACUUUGGGCUGGCCCGGGCCUAUGGUGUUCCUGUGAAGCCAAUGACUCCCAAGGUGGUCACCCUGUGGUACCGAGCCCCCGAGCUGCUUCUGGGAACCCCUACGCAGACAACCAGUAUUGACAUGUGGGCCGUGGGCUGCAUCCUGGCUGAGCUGCUGGCCCACAAGCCUCUUCUCCCUGGUUCAUCUGAGAUCCAUCAGAUAGACCUCAUUGUGCAGCUCCUGGGGACUCCCAGUGAAAACAUCUGGCCGGGUUUCUCGAAGUUGCCGCUGGCCGGCCAGUACAGCCUGAGGAAGCAGCCAUACAACAACCUCAAGCACAAGUUCCCGUGGCUCUCAGAGGCUGGGCUGCGUCUACUUAACUUCCUCUUCAUGUAUGACCCCAAAAAGAGGGCAACUGCCGGGGACUGUCUGGAGAGCUCCUACUUCAAGGAGAAGCCCCUGCCCUGUGAGCCGGAGCUGAUGCCCACCUUCCCCCACCACCGCAACAAGCGCGCUGCCCCUGCCACUGAGGGUCCCAGCAAGCGUGGCCGGCUGUGA
This is a messenger RNA of Elephantulus edwardii (Cape elephant shrew), 1113 nucleotides long. RefSeq names its product cyclin-dependent kinase 10 (gene CDK10). Lineage: Eukaryota; Metazoa; Chordata; Mammalia; Macroscelidea; Macroscelididae. Gene Ontology annotation, biological process: protein phosphorylation; regulation of mitotic cell cycle. Gene Ontology annotation, molecular function: ATP binding; cyclin-dependent protein serine/threonine kinase activity. The coding region runs from base 34 to 1113 and encodes 359 amino acids. The record is from RefSeq and is a predicted model, not a curated record. Gene Ontology annotation, cellular component: nucleus. The transcript has 13 exons.